Paramormyrops kingsleyae is the source of this 6104-nucleotide messenger RNA. RefSeq names its product synaptopodin 2-like protein. Gene Ontology annotation, biological process: positive regulation of actin filament bundle assembly. Gene Ontology annotation, molecular function: actin binding. Gene Ontology annotation, cellular component: actin cytoskeleton; nucleus; Z disc. NCBI's taxonomy places the organism in Eukaryota, Metazoa, Chordata, Actinopteri, Osteoglossiformes, Mormyridae. The record is from RefSeq and is a predicted model, not a curated record.
UCCAGUGAGUCUGUUAUCUUCUUAAAAUAGCCCCUGCAGAGGCUUUUGGAGCCACUUGGAGACAAAGCUCUCCAAUCAGAGGUUUAUUUUGGGAAAGGCUAUCGACAUUCCCCUCUUUGACUGCCUAAGGGGCCCGAUUGACAGGACAACUGGGGUGGACAGGAAGGCCUUACCCCCUCCCCCCCUCCGCCUGUCAGUAUGGCAUUCCAUGGCAUGUGCUGCGGUAGCUCUGGCCAGUAGCCCUUCUGAUUCCUUUCUCUGCCCACCUGUUUAUCUCUCUUUCUCCCCUUUGCUCGGCUUGUGUGUGUGUGUGUGUGUGUGGGGUUCACCCACGUGUCCCCAGCCGCCUCCAGGAGGAGCUGGGACUUUACCCCAGCCACAGGGCGAGCUCAGCCGUCAGGGAAGUACCCCUCUCUGACAGUCCGGGGACCGCUGAGACCCCCCCCCCCCCUGGCAGAGACAGGCAAGCUAAGGGACGAGCUUCGGGAGGCAGAGUACAGGUAGAGCCAUGGUUGCGGAGGAGGCGGUGAUCACGCUGUGCGGCGGCGCUCCUUGGGGCUUCCGUCUCCAGGGUGGCGCCGAGCACCAGAAGCGGCUGGAGGUGUCCAAGGUGCGGAAGCGCAGCAAGGCAUGCCGGGCAGGUCUUCGUGAAGGUGAUGAGCUUCUGUCAAUCAAUGAGCAGCGGUGUGGGCAGCUGACCCACGGCCAAGCCAUGAGCCUGAUCGACAGCUGCACAGGGAUGCUUCGUAUCAGUAUCAAGAGGCCUCCUGUGGGCUUCCAGUCCGUGGUGCUCCCGGAUCGCGCCCCGUCCCCCCGCAUCGACAAGGAGUACCGAGCGGCCCUGCGGGCCCUGUCCCCGCCCGGCACCGGUUCUGCCCCCCAAAGGCCGGCUGAGGUCCCCCGGGGAGGCUUGCUCUCCCCCACGGGCCGGGAGUGGGUGGCCUCCCCCCCGGGCAGCGAGGCAUACUACGCCGAAACGGACAGCGAUGCCGACACCGUGCAGGAACGGCAGAGGCGGCAGAGACGCCGAAGUCCCAACAGUGACAGCGGUGGCGGGGGCCGGCGGGAGAACCCGCCUGGAGUGGCCAGGAGGGAGGUGGUCUUCCGGCCCCCUGAGGAGGGCUGGGCCACGCCGCUUGAGAACGGCAUCGGAGACACCCGGGCCUGUGACGAGCAAGGCGCCGCGGACGGCCCCGGUGCCAACGAAGCUGACAGCGGCUUUCAGGAGCUCCCGGGCCUGGCCCCCCUGGUGGCCCCUGAGCGGGCAAAGGAGGCCCUCCGGCUUGUGUCCACGGGGGCCCUGGUGCCCAUUGUGGGGCCUGUGAUGCAGCCCAUGGACGAGGAGCUCACUGUUACCUACAGGGACAGAGCCAAGCAAGCCAAGCUUCACCGUGGUGAGAGCGUCCAGGAGAAGCAAGUGAAAGAAGCUCGCACCAAGUGCCGCACCAUUGCCUCGCUGUUGACCGACGCCCCCAACCCGCACUCCAAGGGCGUGCUCAUGUUCAAGAAGCGGAGACAGCGUGCAAAGAAGUACACGCUCACUUGCUUUGGCAGCGUCAACGGCGACCUUCGUCCGAACGGUGACGAAGAGGAAGAGGAGGACGCUAUCUUCCUGGGCAGUGAAUCUGAGCUUGAUGAGGACGGUUUUAUGUCGGCUCCAGACUCUACCUGGGACAGCGACUACCUAGACAUCCUGGAGAAGAAGACUCUGGUUCACGAUGCGGAGAUGGAUGGCCUUGGCCUGAAUGCUACUUCGGGGAAAGGUGCCCAGCUCUUUGAACAGCAAAGGAAGAAGACAGUGGAGUUGCAGGACAUCAAAGUCAAGAAUCCGGUGACGCCUUGUGUAACUGAAAUUCCCACAUUAACCAUGCCGGUCACACCUGUUAUUCAGAUUACACCGGUAACACCAGUCACACCAGUUACACCAGUUACACCCAUGAACUACAACUCCAUGAAUGGAGAUUUGCUUUCUGUGAGCAAAACCUCCUUCAUGAUUACACCCCAGGUCAUUGCCUCUGAGUCAGGUCGCCCCGCUCCCUUAGCCUCCAGUCAGCAGGGGGAGCUGCCUUCUGGCUCUGUGCUGAACAGGACUGCACGCCCGUUUGCACCUGGCUUUGUCAGUCACUGUGCCAUUAGCUCGCCGGUAGUUUUCCAUCCCAGCGCUGCAAAGAAGGCCACUGCCCAAGCAGCACCAGCAGCGGAUGCCUUCCAAGGGUCAUCGACCUCUUCCCCCUUCAAAGGAGAAGUCAAGCGAGCCGUCUCCGUUUCCUCCCUCUACAUCCCGGCCCGGUCUCCUGCUUACAGUGUUCCCCCGCAGACUGUACACUCCCCUCCACCUGUCACUUCCCCACCCUUCUCUCCCCCAACCACCCCCUUCUCUCCAACAUCUACACCUGCUGGAGCCUUCUCUCCUCCCCCUGUUCUCUCUUCUAACUCAGUGCUUUCAGCUCCUUACUGUCAAACUGCCACACUCUUUGCUCCCUCUACCCUACCUUAUUCUGCUCCCACUGCACCUGCUACGCCCUUUCCUCCACCUCCAUAUCCAGCUUACCCUCCCAGGCUUCCUCCCGAUGAUGUAAACUCUUCGCUGACUGCCCAGAAGGUGUCCUUCAGUCCCCUGAUCACAUUAACUCCACCAGCCCCUACCACAGAGCCUCACUUCGCCCAGUCUCAUCCCACACCCACCUCCACUGAGGCCCUAGCUUCCCGUGAGCAGAGGAUCUCGGUGCCAGCGGCUCGCACAGGGAUCCUGCAGGAGGCACGCCGCCGUGGCUCCAAGAAGCCCAUGUUCAGCCUUCCCGAAGAGAAGAAGGCUACUUCCCCCAACCCUGAGCUGCUAUCGCUUGUUCAGAACCUAGAUGAGAAGCCCCGGGCUGGAGGUGAGGGAGGAUUCGAGUCUGGGCCGGAGGAAGACCUCCUGAACCUGGGGGCGGAAGCCUGCAAUUUCAUGCAAGCCCAAAGAAACAAGCUCCCCCCACCUCCCAUCGCUCCCAAACCAUCAGCUCCCCCAGUGCCACAGAUGGGCGGCAAGGGUGCAGAGCUGUUUGCCCGCCGACAAAGCCGCAUGGACAGGUACGUGGUGGGCAGCGACACUCCACCUCCAGCUCAGUUCGUCUCCCCCAGGGAGCCCCAUCAGCCAUCACCCACUCCCUCCGUCUCGGGGCAGUGGAAGUACUCCCCUAACAUUCGUGCGCCCCCCCCCAUCAGCUACAAUCCCUUGCUGUCCCCAUCGUGCCCCCCGACAGCACAGCGCGGCAUCAAGUCCUCUGAGGCCACAGGCAGUGCUAAGAAGGGCUCACAGAAUCCAGGAAUUAAAGCAGUUGAUGUCUUGAGCAGGCAGCCUCACCAGUUGAGUUCUUCUUUGUUCACCUACGGCGGAGGUGUCAAGCAGCAGCCUGAGGCCUCAUCUUACCAGUCACCCGGACAUCACCAGGGUGGACGGGCAGUGGGCAGUUCGCUGGUCUCACCCAAGCAGGUGCCCAUCAAGGCGGCUCGUGUCCAUGAGAUCAAGAGGUUCUCAACUCCGACACCUAUGUCGACGUCUUCGUCCUUGGCUCCCACCACCAUUGCUCCACGCUCUGCCACCACCUUGGGGGAGCCGAUUUUGCGCACUGAGGAAGCUUUUGUGAACACCCCUCGUUUCACCCCCUCUGAUCCCAGUCCCACCUACACCUCAGCUCUACCAGAGCUGCCUAAGUUCUCCACCACCCCAGUCUUCAACCCUACCCCCAACCCUCCCUACAGCCCUGUCCAGACCUCGAGUGUCCCCUACGGCGGGAUCCAGGCCCUGAAGCAGUUUAAAAGUGCCCCGGAGCUCAGCCCCUUGGCUAACCCCACCCUGCAAUCACCGGCUCCAGGGAACUCAUCUGCAAUCCGAGUUCCUAGACCCAAUUUCAGUGCUUCCAGGAUGGGCAUCCAGGCUAAUGUGUGGAGGCCAACAUCCAUGCACUCCUGAGUGUGGAUUUGGAAGGUUCUUCACUUAUCCUGCAGUAGAACAUUGAUCAUCUUCUGAGGCCAACAUGUGAUCAGUUUUCAUGUCAGCUGCUGUGUCUAAAAAAAUUUUUUUUGAACUGAAAUUAGUAAAACCUGAGAAUGAGCAUUAAUUGCUGCAAAUGAAAUCGUAAAUGGGCAUUAAUAAUGGAACAUUUAUAUUAUAGACUGCAUAGUAACAAUAAUACCAUUUUGGAUCCCUUUUUAUUAGUAAUGCAAAUCAUAUGCAAAUAGGGUGUAAUCACAUUAAAAACAGCAGGUAACCUUUAUCAAACUAAAUCAUGCACAGCAAUCAUUGAUAAGGCCUCACAAUUUUGAUCAUUUAAUAAAUAAAAAAAUUUACUUGUGAUUAUUGAACACCCUUGGAAAUUGUCACCAAAAAUUGCUUACAAUUUCAUUUUCUCCCUUCAAUUAAAACAACAAAUAUACCUAUAAAUAGCUGAACUUGAAGGGUAUACAUUAAUCACCUCAUUAAUCAAUGACUUGUACUGAUACUUUGUUGUACUCAAUAUUCAAUGGCAUGCUUAGCAAAUGUAACCACUGUUAACUGUUCUGGGGAUUGUGGGACCUCAGACCCUCAGGGCAGCACUUUGAAUUGUAACAACCUGAUCUCAUGAUGCACUGCAGGACUGUGUUUGGGUUCAGAGAGACACAGUAACACUAUCACACCUCAUAGUUAUAUCAUUAGAAAGAAAGACAGACUGAACCCUAUUCUAAAUGAAUCUCAUAGCUGCCUAUAUCUUCAUUAGAAUAUCACUGGAACGCAAGCAAACCAGUUCUACAAAAUGUGGACUGCACAAGGUGUCUCUGCAGUUUUGGACAGAACAAAGCACUCCCUGAUUUUUUGUGAGGAUUCUGUGGCAGAUGUAUGUAUUUGAGUCUUCGUGAUUUUGCUGUCGUCUCUGUAGUAGGAAACAAAGGCCUGUUUGCAGUUUUUUUUGGGCGUUGGUGCCCUGUGAGAUGUAACGUGCAGCUCCUGACACUGUGACAUGAUAAAAAUGAGUAAGAAGAGUCUGUACAGACAGUCAUUGUGAGAUAUGUAGGGCUGGGAUGUCUGCGUUUUCUAUGAAAAUGGCGGUCUUUACAGUGCCACACUUAUUUGGACGUGAUGGGUGUGAGAUGUGUUUCUUGCUCAGGCCUGCAUGUGUUAAACUUACUCUUUACUUACUAGCUUGCCAAUGCUUUUAGGUAGCGGCCUUUCUCACUACUCAUGGAUUUUAGUGAAUCGCUGAGAAGUAACUAGCAAUUAGAUAUCACAGAUAUCGAGGGACUUGAAUUUACAACCUACUGACUAAGAGUCAAGUUCCCUUCUCCUUCCUGGACACUGGAUGGAAUCAUAUGGGGACAGAAUAUGAGCAUAUUGGGAUUCUGUCUUACAAUUAAAAUGUCCUGGUGUAGUGACCAGUGUUUGAAUCUACAUAGAUUGGUUAUUCUUGCAUAGCCUACGAUAUUUGGAUGUUUAAAUGUGUGGUAGUUGUACCAUAACUGCUCUCCAUCAUCAGCACACACUAAUUGUGCCCAGCAGAAUGAAAUUACUGUGAGUGUUAGAGUGGAUAAUUGUUUAUUAGAAUGAAUAGUUGUGAAUAAUGUGAAGUUACAUGAGAGUAACAGGUCCGGGAUCAGAUACAGAACUGUGUAAUGAGCACGGAGAAGCCCUGAGGGCGUGUGGCCAGUGAUGUGGCAGUCAUAAGAUGAGCGAAAGAGAGAAACCAAGUGAGUGAUGGUCUUCAUCGGAGGGUCAGGGUGUGGACCACACCUGCUCCUGGACAUAUUCACCGGAGUUCAUUGUGGAUUCUGAGCAUGUUUGAUGUAAUGUCCUCCUGAUGUCAAGUGACUACUGAAGGGAAAUUAGGAAGGAGAAAACCCCCCUCACACUGCCUGAGGAGACACGGAGGGAAUGGCAGAUGUUUGGAUAGUAUCCUGAAGGCCUUGGAAUGGCUUCUUCUGUAUCCUCACGUUCAUGUAUAUAAAACAUCUUUGAGUGUCACAGUUGUCCUGUCCUGUGUUUUUUUUAAUUGUAAGCUUAUAUAUCUGAAUGAAUAUAUAAUGAGCUUCACCCUGAUCUGUUGUUCUUGCUAGAAAUGUUCUCAAUAAACUGCAGUCACUCAACAGCC